ACAGAUGAAGUCGGAUAAGUAAUCCAAGACAGACAAAUCGUGUUCCACACAGAUGAUGUAGGUAGUAGGAUCCAACAACGAUCUGAUGGUUUCGGCCGCCCUCAAUCUUUGCUUGACAUCCAAAUAAGAAGAAGGCUCAUCGAACAUAUAUACAUUAGCUUUUUGCACACAGGUCAUACCGAGAGCAAAUCUCUGCAAUUCUCCACCAGACAAGUUUUCCACUUCUCUGUUCAAGACAUGUUGCAACUCUAACACUCUGAGGAUGUAGUCAUAGGCUUCAGGUCUGGUGUUCUUAGCACUCAAGAUUUUGCCAACUUCCUUUACAGGAGACUUGGCCAAGGCUCUGGGAAUACUGUCCACGUACUGAGGCUUAAUGAUAGCCUUGAUGUCGUCUUCCAACACCUUAGUGAAAUAGUUCUGCAAUUCGGAACCUCUGAAGUAUCUCAAGAUUUCUUCCCAGUCAGGUGGAUCGUCAUAUCUUCCCAAGUUAGGCUUACGCUUACCGGCCAAGAUUUGCAAGGCGGUUGACUUACCAAUACCGUUGGUACCAACCAACCCAAGUACUUGACCUGGUCUUGGAGUAGGUAAUCUGUGCAACUUGAACGAGUUAGCUGAGUAUCUGUGAGUAGUCUCGGCUUCCAAGUUGGUGGGCAAGUUGAUAAUGGUAAUAGCAUCGAAUGGACAUUUCUUGACACAAAUACCACAACCAAUACACAAGUUUUCUGAGAUGAAGGCGAUCUUGGAUGCUGGAGUUACUUCAAUACAUAAUUUUCCAGUCUUGACAACGGGACACGAUUUACGACACUCCUGUCUGCAUUUCUUGGGCUUACACCUGUCAGUGUUGACAAUGGCAAUUCUUGUAGACUUGUCACUCAUUUUUUGACGCAAAUACGUUUACUGUGCUCUUGUUGUAGUUGGCAAAAAA
Molecule: messenger RNA, 925 nt
Organism: Scheffersomyces stipitis CBS 6054
Lineage: Eukaryota; Fungi; Ascomycota; Pichiomycetes; Serinales; Debaryomycetaceae
Exons: 1
Coding region: 662-883 (73 amino acids)
Source: RefSeq, a predicted model, not a curated record